AUGAAGUCCCAGCCAGGCAUGGCGUUGAUGCUGCUGCCCGUGGCUCUCUGCCUCAGCUUGGUUCCCGUGUGUUUCGGAGCUGCUAUUCCUGUUUCUUGUGGGUCCAUCUACAAGAGUUUUGCUCAGUGUUUACUCACACUUGGGGACAGUUUGGUGGAGACACAAAAAGACCAGAACACGCAGGACAUCGACGCAAUCUGCAGGUCCUGGAAUGCAUUCCACGUUUGUGCCAACUCAGCUCUGGACGGCUGUCCUGGAGAAGCAGCUGCUGUCUGGGAGUCUCUAAGACAAGAGUCCAGGAAGACGCAGUUUUCUGGAAACCUCUACGACAUGUGUGCCAGUCGCACCACCCUUCCGCCCAGCACUGUGCCUGCACCCCAGAGCCCUCCCACCUCCGACCAGACCAACCAGGAAACACUGAAAGGGCAAACACACAAGCUGAGCCCCGCCCUCACCACACUGUUGUUCCCUGCAUGCAGCACCCUGCUGCUUCUGUUCAAAAGUUAA
Scatophagus argus is the source of this 507-nucleotide messenger RNA. RefSeq names its product neuritin 1-like b (gene nrn1lb). Bases 1 to 507 code for a protein of 168 amino acids. The transcript has 3 exons. Lineage: Eukaryota; Metazoa; Chordata; Actinopteri; Scatophagidae. Gene Ontology annotation, biological process: nervous system development; neuron projection extension. The record is from RefSeq and is a predicted model, not a curated record. Gene Ontology annotation, cellular component: plasma membrane.